CUGAGGCGCUGCUACUUUCACAUGUAGGCAACCUUGCCGUGUCUUUACGAUGGUCAGUCGGCCUUUUGCUUUCGGAUCGACCGGUGUGCACGUGUUCGCUACUCAUGCCGGUUCCGUAAUCUGCAGCUCUGUGACUGUCGAGUGUUGUGUUUCGCGGGCUUAAAGCAUGCGCUAUUGUGUUUAGGCAGGUGCCAGGAAGCCAUCUGGGGUCGACUCUUACACAUCGCAGUUCCAAGUUUUCAAGUUAUUUUUAUUUCGAAACAGUUGGCACCACGUAGGACUGGACUCGACUUUCCAGGUGUUUGAAUUCUGCAGAAGACCGCCUCUAAGCAGAUAUAAGACUGAGAUAUUUGGAGUCGUGAACAAGUACACUGAGAUUCAAGGAUGAGGACCGGUUGCCGUGGAGACCGCAUCAUGGCCAUAGCAAGAGCAGUGAUCAUUGAAUUCAGCUGUUUUCUACUACUUUACUCUAACGAAGGUGCCGAAGCUCAGCAACGACCAGAAGGAGGGCAGAACGCCGUGAACGUCCUUUUCAACUCGACGUCCUGCAUACAGCAACCGUACACGUGUCCGCAUCCCCGCAUUCAGUUCUAUCUGUACACUCGGGACACCCAGGAGGACCCUGAACUCCUGAACUCGCUGUCUUCCAGCUCCUUGUACGGGUCACGGUUUGACGCGAGUCACCCAACAAAGAUAAUCAUACAUGGUUUUGGUGGCGGUCGCCAUCUUUCUCCUAGCACAGAUCUCAGAGAUGCCUACUUCACACAUGGUGAAUACAACAUCAUCAUCGUAGACUACUCGACUCUAGUCAAGGAACCCUGUCUGAGUCAGAUCAACUGGGCGCCUCGGUUCGGGGCGAAGUGCAUCGCACAGUUAGUGGACUACCUUGGCAGCCACCCUCGUGGAGUCCGUCCAGACGCCCUGCAUCUUAUUGGCUACAGCGUGGGGGCUCACAUCGCAGGGCUGGUUGCCAACUAUCUCACUGCAGGCAAACUGGGGCGGAUCACGGGUCUGGAUCCAACCAUCCUGUUUUACAUGGGGACCAACAGGUCCCAUGACCUUGACCCUACGGACGCUCACUUCAUAGACGUGAUCCACACAGGUGCGGGAAUUCUGGGCCAGUGGGGCCCAAACGGACACGCAGACUUCUACGUGAAUGGAGGAACAAGUCAGCCCGGGUGCGCUCAGAACUCCAUUUUCAGAACUCUGUCCUGCGACCACACCAAGGUGACGCCAUACUUCAUCGAAUCGAUCAACAGCAAAGCCGGGUUUUGGGCAGUGCCCUGUCCUAAUCAGUUCCUGUACUACCUGGGUUUCUGCAACCCGCCCGAUGACCAGUACGUUCUCAUGGGAGAACACGUGUCACACAAAGCUCGUGGAAUAUAUUACCUCAGCACUAACGCGAAGAAACCGUACGCCAAAGGAUUACCAGGAGGCAGACGAGUCCCAGUUAGAGGCGCAAAUACGAGAAGCUGACAGGACUCCAAAAAUUCAAUUCCUGUUUAAUUGAAGCACGCUUAAUAAAUGUCACAUAUUGAUUGGCAUUAUCCAUACUGAAAAUACUGCCUUUAUCAGGUAUACGUGUAUGUGAAAAGCACAAAAACUCAGCUGCUUUCUUGCCAUACAAUGUAUGACGAACAUAAAACAGUCUGCUAAUGUGUGCACUAUGAUGUUACCUUUACACCGCCGUGUCACAGAUACGUACACUAGUACACCGAAAUGUAUCUGAACAUUCAGAAAGUGUCACAAAGUUGCAUGUAAGAGCUACACUUUGACAUUGCGGUUAUGAAAUAGCAAUGUUGCAGUAGUGACAUGUGGUAAAAAUACAGUGAAAUU
Messenger RNA from Zootermopsis nevadensis, 1836 nucleotides. Its product is annotated as inactive pancreatic lipase-related protein 1. Gene Ontology annotation, biological process: lipid catabolic process. Lineage: Eukaryota; Metazoa; Arthropoda; Insecta; Blattodea; Termopsidae. The record is from RefSeq and is a predicted model, not a curated record. Gene Ontology annotation, molecular function: serine hydrolase activity; lipase activity.